UUCCCUUUACCUCCUCGGAUUUCUGAGGGCUCUACGUGACGACUGAAAGACAGGGCGACACUUCUAAUCGGUGGCUCAGUGGUGCAGGACAGCUCAGAGGAGGAGAAGACAAGGAGAGGCAAGAGCGCGCGAGGUUGGGUGUCCCAUCCGUCAACUAGCAGGAGGAACCCAACACCAAAACUUAUGGCUGCCUGAGAAAUAACGAUACCUCCCCCUCUCUCUCUCUCUCUCUCUCUUCUCUCUCUCUUUCUCUGGGACUUUUUGGCUUUUAGUCCUGUCCUGAGCAGACGUUUGUUUAAGUGACAUUUCUUUUAAUCUAAAUUUUAAAAAAAAAAAGAAAAAAAAAAGCAAACAUUCAUCACUUGGCGAGGGCGUCUCUGGCCGGUCAUGGAUACCCAUAUAAGAUGGAAAGUAAAACGGAGGAUAAGGGACGUCCAGAUCUCUAUAGCGAUGCUUCUGCUUUUUGUCACAUCGCAGGCGAGUUCAGUGGAACCCGCAGACCUCUUGAAGAUUUUAGAUUUCCACAGUUUACCUGAGGGUGUUACAAAAACAACAGGUUUCUGCUCACAUAGGAAGUCGACAAAAGGACCUGAUGUGGCCUAUAGAGUAUCCAAAGAUGCUCAGCUCAGCGCUCCUACCAAACAGCUAUAUCCAGGUGAUGCAUUUCCAGAGGACUUUUCCAUCUUGGCCACAGUGAAGCCCAAGAAGGGGAGCCAAUCCUUCCUGUUGUCUGUGUACAACGAGCAGGGUAUCCAGCAACUUGGACUGGAGGUGGGUCGCUCCCCUGUCUUCCUGUAUGAGGACCACACAGGCAAACCCAGUCCCGAGGACUACCCCCUCUUCAGAGGAGUCAACCUGGCUGAUGGAAAGUGGCAUCGAGUGGCUAUCAGUGUGCACAAGCAGACAAUCACCCUCAUUCUGGACUGUAAAAAGAAGACCAACCUGAGGUUACUCCGAUCCCACCAUCCCAUCAUCGACACCAGAGGAAUUGUUGUGUUUGGAACUAGAAUACUUGAUGAAGAGGUUUUUGAGGGAGACAUACAGCAGCUGAUGAUUGUAGCAGACCACCGCGCUGCCUAUGAUUACUGUGAGCACUACAGCCCCGAUUGUGAAGUGCCCAUCCCCGACCAGCCUCAGAACCAGGACCCGAAUGCAGAUGAAUAUAACACAGAUGAGGACAGCUAUUACUAUGAAUACCCUUACUAUGAGGACAUGGACAGCAAGCCCUAUGAGUCAACGCCUGACACGGUGGAGUCGGCCUCAAAAGAUAUCAAGGUUGAAGGGGGAGACCAAGCGGGCACUGAGGUCAAAGUGCUGACCCCCACUUCCGUUUCAUCUGGCUCAUCAUCCAGAUCAUCUAGCAGCACUUCAGAUAGCUCUGCUAACGCUGCCACCACUGACGGUGAUGCGUACACGGAGGAAAGCAGCCCUUAUAACAGCUAUGACAGCUACGGUAACUACGAGACCUACUACGACGAGUCUACGUCGUCACCCGAUAACGCUCAUCGAGUCACCAUCACCAGUACUGGCACCGGGGGGGAGCUGGACCUUGGCUUAGGGUCAAAUAUUGACCUGGGCACUGGAGCUGAUAUUGAGAAGAGGGUAAUCACCGGUGGAGAAGGGACGUCAGUAAUUAUCACAAACAAGACCUCAGUGGGAAAUGCCUAUGAUGACAGCUACAGCGAGGGAUAUGAGUAUGGUGAGGAGGGCCAGUACAACAUUGGUGGAGGCAGUAGCAGCAGCAAGGUUCACAUUGGUGGUGAAGGAGAAAGCAGCAGCACUGCUGGAGGAGGAAGUAGCAGUAGUAUUCACAUCAGUGGCGGAGGAGGAGGUAGCAGCAGUUCUACCGGUUCUGCUGGAGGAGGUUCUGUAUCUCAUGGAGGUGGUUCUGUGUCCACUGGGAGUGGUUCUGUCUCAGCGGGAGGAUCUUCCAGUUCUGGAGGUGGAUCGGCCAGUGCCGGGGCUGGAGCUGGUGGGUCUAUUGCCACAGGAACAGGCCUGGGUUUGGACGGCGAGGGAGACUACACAGAUCUGGAUGCAUUCAAGGAGGAGCACAUCACUGACUAUGGGGAUUUGGACCAGGACCUGUAUGAUAACUAUGGAACCCUGGAUUAUGGAGACAAAGAGGGCAAAGUGCUGCCUGCUGAGACCGAUGAGUAUUAUGGACAGGUUGAUGGAGCCCGCGGUGAGAAGGGACAGAAGGGAGAGCCUGCUGUUAUUGAGCCUGGAAUGUUGGUGGAGGGUCAGCCUGGGCCUGAAGGGCCAACAGGUCUCCCUGGACCCCCGGGUGCCUCUGGCCCACCAGGUGGCUCUGGAGAGCCUGGAGAGAGGGGCCCCACCGGUCGCCCUGGCCUUCCUGGUGCUGAUGGUCUGCCAGGACCCCCUGGAACAGUGCUGAUGUUGCCUUUUCGAUUCAGCUCUGGAGGAGACUCCGGUCAGAAGGGACCUGCUGUGUCUGCCCAGGAGGCUCAAAUGCAAGCUAUCAUGCAGCAAGCCAGGCUGGCAAUGCGUGGCCCAACAGGCCCGAUGGGCUUGACUGGCAGAUCAGGCCCUCUGGGUCCUCCUGGUGUGGCGGGACUGAAAGGAGAGUCUGGUGAGGCUGGACCUCAGGGACCCCGUGGACCUCUGGGAUCUCCUGGACCCAGUGGAAAGCCUGGCAGAAGGGGUCGUGCUGGAGCUGAUGGUGCUCGAGGCAUGCCAGGACAGACUGGAACCAAGGGAGACCGAGGCUUUGAUGGAUUGGCUGGGCUUCCUGGCGAAAAGGGACACCGAGGUGAAAAUGGACCUUCUGGACCCCCAGGUGCCCCAGGGGAGGAUGGAGAGAGAGGAGAUGACGGAGAGAUUGGACCCAGGGGACUCCCGGGUGAACCAGGGCCCCGCGGUUUGCUUGGACCAAAGGGACCUCAAGGACCUCCUGGACCUCCUGGUGUUACCGGGAUGGAUGGCCAUCCUGGACCCAAAGGAAACAUUGGGCCACAAGGAGAGCCAGGUCCUCCAGGACAGCAAGGCAACCCAGGCGCCCAGGGUCUUCCAGGGCCCCAGGGAGCCAUUGGACCUCCUGGAGAGAAGGGUCCGACAGGAAAGCCGGGCUUGCCUGGGAUGCCAGGAGCUGACGGACCACCGGGUCACCCUGGAAAGGAGGGACCCUCUGGAGAUAAGGGACACAUGGGCCCUGCUGGCCCUCAAGGACCACUUGGUUAUCCAGGACCCAGGGGUGUGAAGGGAGCUGACGGUGUUCGGGGUCUCAAAGGGAACAAGGGUGAAAAGGGAGAAGAUGGCUUCCCCGGUUUCAAGGGAGAUAUGGGUAUCAAGGGCGACAGGGGAGAGCUUGGGCCUGCAGGACCCAGAGGAGAAGAUGGUCCUGAGGGGCCCAAGGGUCGCUCAGGGCUCCCAGGAGAUGCCGGUCCCCUCGGUCCUAAUGGUGAGAAGGGUAAACUUGGUGUUCCUGGAUUGCCAGGUUACCCCGGAAGACAAGGACCAAAAGGAUCUCAGGGUUUCCAAGGUUUCCCCGGUGCCAACGGAGAGAAGGGAACUCGGGGGACGGCUGGUAAAUCUGGCCCAAGGGGACAAAGGGGACCAACAGGACCUCGUGGAGAGAGAGGACCAAGAGGACCCACAGGAAAAGCAGGACCAAAGGGUAACUCAGGAAGUGAUGGCCCUCCAGGACCUCUCGGUGAAAGGGGUCUGCCAGGACCUCAGGGACCAACAGGUUUCCCUGGACCAAAGGGGCCACCUGGUCCCGCUGGGAAAGAUGGACUGCCUGGACACCCUGGACAGAGAGGAGAGACUGGUUUCCAAGGCAAGACUGGCCCUCCUGGCCCUCCAGGUGUAGUCGGACCUCAGGGACCAACAGGGGAGACUGGACCAAUGGGAGAUCGUGGUCACCCAGGACCACCAGGCCCACCUGGUGAGCAGGGUCUACCUGGCGCUGCAGGAAAAGAAGGAGCCAAGGGUGACCCAGGCCCUGCUGGUCCAGCUGGCAAGGAUGGCCCUCCUGGUCCAAGAGGUUUCCCUGGAGAGAGGGGUCUUCCUGGACCUCUUGGAGCCCAUGGCCUGAAAGGGAAUGAAGGCCCCAACGGCCCGCCUGGCCCUGCUGGUUCUCCUGGUGAACGAGGUCCUGCUGGCCCCGCUGGGCCUACUGGUCUGCCUGGACGACCUGGCCCUCAGGGACCUCCAGGCCCUGCUGGAGAGAAGGGUGGGCCGGGAGAGAAAGGUCCUCAGGGCCCAGCUGGUAGAGAUGGAAUUCAAGGACCUGUAGGUCUGCCAGGACCUGGAGGACCUCCUGGGCCCCCAGGAGAAGAUGGAGAUAAGGGAGAGUUUGGUGAACCAGGCCAGAAGGGAAGCAAGGGCGAUAAAGGAGAACAUGGUCCUCCUGGUCCUACUGGUCCUCAAGGUCCUGUAGGAGCUCCUGGUCUUGCUGGUGCUGAUGGUGAACCUGGCCCCAGAGGUCAGCAGGGUCUUUUUGGCCAGAAGGGAGAUGAAGGAUCUAGAGGAUUCCCAGGACCUCCAGGCCCAGUUGGGCUUCAGGGUUUGCCUGGUCCCCCUGGUGAGAAGGGUGAAACUGGAGAUGUUGGUCAGAUGGGUCCACCUGGCCCACCUGGUCCCAGAGGCCCUUCAGGAGCCCCUGGAGCUGACGGCCCCCAGGGACCACCUGGUGGUAUUGGAAAUCCUGGUGCUGUUGGAGAAAAGGGAGAUUCUGGUGAAACAGGAGAGCCUGGUCUUCAGGGAGAAGUUGGUCCACCAGGUCCAAGAGGAGAGCGUGGAGAGAAGGGAGAGUCAGGUCCUGCUGGCUCUGCUGGACCUCCUGGCCCCAAAGGUCCACCUGGAGAUGAUGGUCCCAAAGGCAGCCCUGGUCCAAGUGGUUUCCCAGGUGAUCCUGGACCACCAGGAGAGCCCGGUCCAGCUGGUAUAGAUGGCCCCGCUGGUGACAAGGGAGAUGAUGGAGAGCCCGGUCAAGCUGGCUCACCAGGACCCACUGGAGAGUCUGGUCCCUCUGGACCACCAGGAAAGAGGGGACCUCCUGGAGCAGCGGGCCCUGAAGGAAGACAAGGUGAAAAGGGAGCAAAGGGUGAGUCCGGUUUGGAAGGUCCCCAAGGAAAGACAGGUCCCGUCGGUCCUCAGGGAUCACCUGGCAAACCCGGCUCUGAAGGUCUUAGGGGUAUCCCUGGCCCAGUUGGAGAGCAAGGUCUACCUGGUUCCCCAGGGCCAGAUGGACCAGCAGGACCUAUGGGUCCUGCAGGUUUACCCGGUUUGAGAGGAGACUCUGGAAUCAAGGGAGAAAAGGGCCACCCUGGUCUCAUUGGCCUUAUCGGACCACCAGGUGAACAGGGAGAAAAGGGUGACAGGGGUCUUCCUGGUCCUCAGGGAUCAUCUGGUCCCAAAGGAGACAAUGGUAUUGCCGGUCCCUCGGGUCCACUUGGUCCUCUUGGUCCUCCAGGAUUACCCGGUCCCCCCGGUCCAAAGGGAGCUAAGGGAUCAUCAGGUCAAACUGGUCCAAAAGGAGAGACCGGUGUUCCUGGACCCCCCGGACCCCCUGGCCCUCCUGGCGAUGUUAUCCACCCACUUCCCAUCCAAGCCCCCAGCAAGGGCAGGACACGUAGGAAUAUUGAUGCCAGCCAGAUGGUGGAUGAUGCAGGUGUGGACGCCAACUACAAGGACUACGAUGAUGGCAUGGAGGAGAUCUUUGGCUCACUCAACUCCCUUAAACUGGAAAUCGAGCAGAUGAAGCACCCGCUGGGCACACAGGGAAACCCUGCCCGGACUUGCAAGGACCUGCAGCUCUGUCACCCAGACUUCCCUGAUGGUGAGUACUGGAUUGAUCCCAACCAGGGAUGCUCUAGAGACUCCUUCAAGGUCUACUGCAACUUCACAGCAGGAGGAGAGAGCUGCAUCUUCCCCGAUAAGAAGUCUGAAGGAGCUAGGCUCACAUCCUGGGUAAAGGAGAUCCCUGGUUCCUGGUUCAGUGAAUUCAAACGUGGUAAACUGCUCUCAUAUGUGGACGCAGAGGGCAACCCUAUUGGCGUGGUGCAGAUGACUUUCAUGAGGUUGCUGAGUGCAGCAGCCAGACAGAACAUGACCUACAACUGCUACCAGUCAGUGGCGUGGCACGACCAGGAUCAGGACAACUAUGACAAGGCUAUUCGAUUCCUGGGCUCAAAUGAUGAGGAAAUGUCAUAUGAUAAUAACCCCUACAUUCGUACCCUGGCCGACGGCUGUGCAUUGAAAAAGGGCUAUGAAAAGACAGUACUUGAGAUCAACACACCCAAAGUGGAGCAGGUGCCAUUUGUCGACAUCAUGUUCAACGAUUUUGGCGAAUCUUCUCAAAAGUUCGGAUUUGAAGUGGGCCCCGUCUGUUUCAUCGGCUAAGACUGUUUACUGAACAAGUGGAGAAAAAAAGCAUAUUUUUGUUUUCUCAGAAACAAAACUGAAAAUAGGACACUUUCUAUUUGUAAAAAAAAAAAAAAAAAAGUUUGUUUUUUUUCUUUUCCAAAAGUAACAAAUAUGAGUCAAAUUGAAAUCAAGAUGACAAUACAAUGAAAUUCUAUAGGAAUUAAUGAAAAAUUAAGUACAACCUUGAAACCUCAGUGUGCCUUCUCUAUCACAUGCAAGUUUUGAAACUGGACAAGUCUUAAGAAUGCCCCACCGCCGCCACCCACCUCUAACUCAUACACCUGCACCUACACGUACAUGCACACGUGCACACACACACACACACACACACACACACACACACACACACACAUACAUACAUACACACAUCCCCGUAUCAGCACACUUGAUGUAGAUUCAUCUGACAUAACGAAGGCAACCCUGAGAGCUGCACCUGUUCCACAGGGGUGCAGUAUUUUGCCACGGACGCCAUCUGAUUUGGCUGUUUUCUUUACUUUCCAUCUCCUGUUUUCCCUUAUCUCCCGCUGUCGCCACUUCUUUUUGUUGUUUUGUUUUGCACCAAGGGAGCUUUGUUUGUGCAUAAUUGUCUCCCCAUUCUCUCGAAUGGACCUUAUAUAUAAAUAUAUAUAUAAAUAAUUUUUAUGUUUGUAAGUACAUUCUGUAUAUUUUUUUCCUGGUAAUGUUUAUUGGCUUGGGCUUCAAAACAUGCAUGUGACCUUUUUCAUUUGUGAGGUAGGAGAUGGUGGUUACUUAAACUCAUUGAAAUUUCAGAAACACUUCUUAAGUGAGAAAUUUGAUUUGUAAAUUUAAAAAAAAAAAAGAAAAAAAAUGGGAAACGUUAUCUUUUAACAGAUAUGGAGCACACCUUGUAACUUAAAGAACAGAAUGGAAAUAAAAGAUGAAAACAAGCUCAUUGACAUUAUGUGACAGUUGAUUUACAUUAAGAACGAAAAAAAAAAACAUUCCUUCGCUUUGUGUCCUCGUGAACAGUGCCUGUUUUAGCGGCAGUUGGAAACUUUAUUAAGUUAAUAAACAGCCUUACUAUUUCCCUUCGAACACUUAUCUAUCCAACUAUGCAAUGGGAGAUGAUGUCACAUUUCAAUGAAAAUACAAAGAAAUCAAAACUUAGGUGCUAUUUUUUUUUCUCUUCUGUGGUGCUAUGUAUUUUUCUAGUUUGUGUUUGUUGAAUGAAAGAAGAUUUAUGGUAACAGCAAUCCAGCAGCAUUUGCCCCUUGACUCUCAUAAGCAUCACCUUUGACACAGGAAGAUCUUUGCUCCAACCGUAUUUAUGCUCAGUGGCGGUUUAUGCAUGCCAUCUCUCUUCAUAUUGAUUCAUAAAUCUUGCAGCAUUUCAACACAUGCUAUUUUGCUUCGGCGGACCACAUAGGAAAAAAAAAAAAUCUAUAGCGUCUAAAAUUUAGACCAAUUCAGAGCAUAAGGAGAGGAAACUAAGCUGGUACUACUGGUUUGCACAUCGUUGCUCCGUGACAAUGCAUUUUGGAUCUCACCUCUUGAGUAAACUGCUCCAUUAAUCAUCUUCCAUUAAUCAGCCUGUCUGUUUUCUUCUUCUGAACUUGAGAGAUGCACAUGUGUGUAUUGUGAUGGGAACAUCUGUGUGUUCUCCUUUCUUAUGGUCCAAAGCACAUGGCCAUGAUUUUUUUUUUUUACCCCCCUUUUCUUUUCUUUUUUUUUUUUUUUUGCUAUGCAAAGCCAUCAGUGAUACCACCAAAGGUUUCCUAAAUAGCUUUAAAUGCCAUGAAAGCCUGGAACCUAUUCGGUUUUGAUCAUGGAAACACAUGGGAACAUAGUUCCUGCUCAUUUAGAUAUGAUCUUUAUUAAAAAAGAAAAAGGAACCCAACGGAAGUCGUGUAUAAAGUCCAAGCAUUUCGCAAGAUUAGCCAGAUGAGAAGCUUGUUUUGUUUUUUUGUUUUUUUUUGUUUGUUUUUUUGUUUGUUUGUUUUUUUGGGAUCUUCAAAUUGACUUGUUGGUCUACUUUUAUUUUAUUUUAUUUUAUUAUUACACAUUUUUUUUUGCCCUUUUUUUGUCAUCCCCUUUUAAACUAUGCACUCUAUACGCUUGUGACCACUAGUAUCUACCACAGAACUGUCAGAGCCCCUCCCCUACGUAGGCCGACGCUGAUUUGUUCCGUUUUCACCAGCAGAUAUGUGGCUCGAACCACUUCUGUUAAGAUAACUCAAUAUGCUUGUAGAUCUUUCAUUUUUUAUUUUUAUUUUAUUUUUUGUUUUUAUUUUUAUUUUUAUUUUUUUGUGACGCAUUACACCAAAUUUAACACCUUGCUCUCAAUAAAAGGACAAACCAAUUUUUGUAAAUUUUCAGAACCAGCAGUGAUGCUGCCAUCUUUGUUUGUUUUUUGUUUUGUAGCUUUACAUUGUCUGUUUGAUUGUUUGUUUGUUUUCACAGUUUUGUCAAACCUGUGUAAGGAUAAGAGGAUUGAAGAUAUAUUGGUUUUUAUGUCAAUAAAUUCAAGUUUACUGUGGCCAUUCACUCUUGUAUGUCUUUUGAAGCAUUAAAACCUAUCUGUAUGCAUGAAA
Messenger RNA from Lampris incognitus (smalleye Pacific opah), 8942 nucleotides. It is a transcript of the gene col5a1, whose product is annotated as procollagen, type V, alpha 1. Bases 388 to 6366 code for a protein of 1992 amino acids. The record is from RefSeq and is a predicted model, not a curated record. The transcript has 67 exons. Gene Ontology annotation, molecular function: extracellular matrix structural constituent. Lineage: Eukaryota; Metazoa; Chordata; Actinopteri; Lampriformes; Lampridae.